Molecule: messenger RNA, 8085 nt
Organism: Closterium sp. NIES-65
Lineage: Eukaryota; Viridiplantae; Streptophyta; Zygnematophyceae; Desmidiales; Closteriaceae
Source: the annotation of a GenBank genome assembly
AUGCGGGAGGAGGGCGAUGGGGAUGGGCGAAGCCUGGGGGAAGGUCCUGGGGAAGUGGCGGGGGAAGGGAACGCAGUCAGCGCAUCGUGCAAGCGCAUCAAGUACGGCGAUAGCGACAACACCGGUUCGUCACCUCCACCAUUAGCGGCAGACUCGCAGCAGCGCUCCCUCCCCGCGUUAUCUCCGCGUUCCGCCCGCAACCCGCCCGCCUCUUUCUCCGCGAGCGCCAACCGCAGCCGCACUCCCCUCCUCCCGCCCGUUAGCCCACCUGCGGCAGUCGGUGCUGCCAUGAGCUGGCGCGGGGGCCCGCGAUGGGCGGACGAAGUUGAGGGAGGAGAGCGCCAACAGGGCUGGUGGGGGGACGAAGGUGCGGACGAGCAUGCAUACCGCGACGCGCGGGAAGGGGAUCUGGUGGCCCAAGAAGCGACGGGUGGGCGGGCGGACUGUGUCCGGGGAGAUAGGCGCGAGGGGAAAGGGGAGGAGGAUACUGCAGGUGAGGCAGUGGAGGCUUGGGGAAGGAGGCGGGCCGACGGCGGGCCAAUGUAUUAUGAGAUGACGUAUCGGGGUGGGAGAGCAUAUCUGAUGGGGUAUGGCGAUGACGAUGAUGAUGAUGAUGAGGAUGAUGAUGAGGAGGGGGAGGGGGACGCGCUGAUGCGGCGGUAUCAUCUUGAUGUGACCUGGGCUAGGAUAGGACCGAGGGAGCGCUUAGAGGUGGGUAGGGAAGGUGGCGGCAGGAGGGACAGGUGGUAUGAGUUGGAUAGGCGGGGCGGGGAGGAGUGGAGGCGGCGUGCGCGCGAUUGGAGGUUUGAUGAGUGGAGGAGGGAUGAGUGGAGGAGGGAUGAGUGGAGGAGGGACGAGUGGAGGAGGGAUGAAUGGAGGGAGUUGGAGUGGAGGAGGGCGAUGGAAUGGGACACGAGGGGCGGGAGAGAAUGGGCAAGAGAGUGGGAGAGGAGGAGGGAUCGGCGGGGGCUGGAGCGCGGAGGGAUGCGGGACGUUGAAAGGCAGGUGGGGGAGGGGGGUGCCGGGGAAGGGGGAGGAGGGGCGCGCAUGGACUGGAGAUUUCAAAGGAUGGAACAGCAUGAGAGGUAUGAGAGGCUUGAGAGGCUUGGGAGGAACGGUGCAGAUGUGGAUGGCACUCGACCCACUGACCCCAGGCGCAAUGGCCCCUUGCUUCCUCCUGCGCCUGGUGACGCUGUUCCUGAUCGUGCUGCUGCUGCUGACGCUGCUGCUGCUUCUGCCGCUUCUGCCGCUGCUGCUGCUGCAACUUCUGUUGCUGCUUCUGCUGCUGCUGCCUCUUCUGCUGCUGCCGUGCUUCCCUCCCCUCGCCCUGCCGUGGGCCUUCAUGUUGCUGUGCUACCCGCUCCUCGCGUUGCAGCGUCGGCCCCUCCUCACGUAGGAGCCUUGCCCCAGCACAUUCCCGUCGUGACCCAGAUGGAUGACGCGGCCCUGGUGUGCCAGCGCUGGCGCCUCGUGAGCGAGCACCACGAGUUCUGGCGCCACCUCUCCUUCCAAGCCUUCCCCGCCGCCACUUUCUCCCACGUGCACCGCCUCGCGUGCAAGUACCCGCAGGCGCACUCUCUCAAUCUCUGUGGCCUGCGCUUCACACAGCAGCAGGUGGAGGCGAUUCUCACCCCGCUCGCCUCCCACCUCCGCAGCCUCUCCCUCGGGAUGGAACGAAUUCCCGAAGACAUCUUUGCUUGUAUUGAAACCACCUGCCCAUCGCUCACGCACCUGCGUGUGCUCGACGCUGUGGUGGGAAACCCCAUGCUGCCAGAGCUCUUCCUCUCCAACCCCAAGCUACUCACCCUGCACAUGCUCUCCUGCUGUCUCCUCCGUGUGAUGCUGAACCUCCCUGAGCUCACACACCUCUCGCUCGCCCGCACCACCGUCACCCAAGUCACCCUCUUCUGCCCGCGCUUGCUCUCCCUCGAUCUCUCCGGCUGCCAUAAGCUCUCCGAUUCCAGUCUCCGAGUGGCGGUCCUGGACUGCUCGACCAUCACCGCUCUCAACAUCUCCUCUUGCUCCUACACCAGUGACGAAACCCUCUCCCAGAUCGCCACCAACUGCCGACUCCUAACCUCGCUGGAUAUUUCCGGCUGCACGAAUGUGUCUUUGGACCGGGUGCGUCUGCCCCAGGUGACGAGUCUGCGUAUGGUGGGCUUGGAGAUCCGGUCGCCUGCCAUGCAGCGGCUGGACCUGCGGUCGCAGCUGUACCUGGAAUCACUCGUGCUGCGCUGUGGCAAUCUGGUGGAGCUGCAGCUGUCUGCGUGUGACGGGCUCACGAAUGAGGUGUUCCUCUCGCUGAGUGAGGUUGAUGCGUGCCCACGACUGGUCGUACUGCACAUGGACGACUGUGAGGGCCUGACCGACGUGCACCUGACAGCCCCGUCCCUCCAGUACCUCUCUCUCACCGGCUGUCGCCGCAUCACCUCCCUCUCCCUCGCCUGCCCCGCCCUCCACACACUCCUCCUCGACUCCUGCGACAACCUCUCCUCCGCCUCCCUCGCCCCCGUCGCCCUCACCUCUCUCAACUUCGGCAUCUUCCCGCACCUCACCUCCCUCCGUCUCCACGCGCCCUUACUCACCUCCCUGGAGCUCUGCGGGUGCGGGCAGCUGCAAUUCACUGAUAUCCGCUGCCCAGAGCUCACCUCUUUAGACGCGUCUUACUGCAGUCUUCUCUCGGAUGAGUGUCUGCUCGCCGUCUCCCUCCACUGCCCUGCAAUCCGCACGCUUGUGCUCGCAGCGUGCCCUACUGUCGGCCCUGCAGGGUUAGCCGCGUUGUCUCUCCUGCGAAGGCUCUCCUGUCUGGAUCUGUCGUAUACGUUUCUCACCUCCCUGCACCCUGUCUUCUCCACGUGUCAUGGGCUUGUCACGCUGCGGCUGUCGGCUUGUAAGUAUCUCACUGAAGGGGCGCUGGCGCCGCUGGUGGAGUGGCGGGAGGGAGGGGCGGCAGGGGGAGGAGAUGGAGGGUUGGCGGGAGGGGCGACUGCAGUAGGAACGACUGGAGGAGACGCAACUGCAAUGGAAGAAGCAUCUGCAGCAGAGGAAGCGCCAGCAGGUGCAGGGAUGGAGGAGGAGAGGAACAACGCAGGAGGUUCAGGCUGUAAAGAGGGUGAGCAGGGCAGUGGCAGGGAGGGAGAGCAAGGUAAACCGGCAGCGGCAGCGGCAGAGGACGUGAGCGGGGUUGUACGCGGUGCUCUGCCGUACCUUGAGGAGCUGGACAUAUCGUAUGGGAGUAUUGGCAGGGCGGCGCUUGCAGCGCUGGUGGGUGGGUGUCCACACCUACUGCACCUGUCCUUGAACGGGUGCACGCAGGCAGAUGACAGUAUGUGGGAUGACCUCGCUGCUGCUGCUGCUGCUGGGGACGGAGAAGGGAGAGCGCUUGCUCUUGCUGCUGUUGCUGGUGAGACUCGUGAUGCUGAGGCUGGUGGUGGUGGGGUUGGUGAUGGUGGUGGUGCUGCUGUUGCUGCUGCUGGAAAGAUGGAUUGGGAGGAGGGGCAGAGUGGGCAGUGUGCGCAGGAGGAGGAGGUGGAGGCGGUACCAGGCAGCAUGACGGAACGCAAGCACCAACAGCAGCAGCAAGCGCAGCAGAAGCAGCAUCCAGUCAUCCCAGUGCAGCAGCAGUACCGGCACCUGCAGUCGCUGAGCUGUGUGGGCUGCCAUGGCUUCACCUCCAUUCGUCUACCACACCCCUCCAUCUUCCCACGCCUCACAGCACUCAACUUCACAUUCGCCAUUAACGUCACGCAAGCACACAUCGCAUGCCCGCACCUCACCUCUCUCAACCUCAGCAAGUGCAAGUCACUGGUUACUCUGCACCUCGACUGCCCUCGUCUCACCACACUUACCCUCCAGAUGUGUGCGCUGUCGUCCUCAGUGCUGCUUGCGGCCAUGGCGGGCUGUCCCUCCCUUGAAACCCUUGACGUGCAGCACUGCCCCAAUCUUGACACGGACACACUCACGCAGCGAAUUCUGGCGGCUGCGCGUUGGCUGGCCGCGGCAGGGACGCUCGGCGCGCUUAUAUGGGCCGUUUAUGCGUGGACAGUCGCGCUGCCAGCGCCCGUCCCGGCUGACGUGGCACCACCGUGGUCGUUCUCGGAGGAGCGCGCCAUGGAGCACGUGCGACGGCUGGCCGCCAUUGGUCCGCACGAAUACGCGUCGCCUCGGCUGGAACGAGCGAUGGAGGUCAUUCUCGAGGCCAUCAGUGAUAUCCGAGGGUCUAUUCCACCAUGCAGCGCUGACAACACAGGCACACAUACCGCACCACCAUCAUCAGCACCACCAUCAUCAGCACCACCAUCAUCAGCAGCACCAUCAGCAGCGGCAGCAGCAGCGUGCAUGGACGUGGAGGUGCAGCAUGCAGCAGCGGGGUGGCUGCCCAUCGGCAAGGGCCUCACAGUGGGGGGCGGCACCAUGACCAUCGCAUACGAGCAUGUGCGCAACGUGCUCGUGCGCGUGGGGGUGCGCCCGCACCUGGGCCAUGCGGGGGAGCGGGGGGGUCCUAGUGCUGCUGACGACGCUGGUGCUUCUGGUCAUGAUGGUGCUGCUGCAGCUGCUGCCUCUGCUGGUGCAGGAGAGUCGUCUGCUGACGGGCGUUUGUUCCAGCGCCCAUCCAUGCUGGUGUCUGCUCACGUUGACACUGUCUUUACUGGCCCUGGAGUGGGCGACGACAGCAGCAACGUGGCGGUCAUGCUAGAGCUCAUGCGCAACGUGCUGCAUGCCCUCGCACGCUCCUCUGUCACUGGGGAGGAGGACGGGGCAGCGGUGCAGAACGAUGCGGUGCAGAACGAUGUGGUGUUUGUGCUCAACAGUGGCGAGGAGGAGGGGCUUAUUGGCGCGCACGCCUUCAUUUCACAGGUAAGGAGAGCUAGUUGCUUCGAGAGGCAUGCAGGGAAGGAAGGAAUGGGGGAGGGAGAUGGUGACGAUGUAUCUCUCUUCCCAAUCCCUAACUCUCUUCCCCCUUCCCCUUCCCGCCGCUCCCUCCCUCUCCCGUUCGCCCCUUUCCUUUUCCACCACCCAUCGUCAUCUCACCCCUCUCCAACCGUCUCCACCCCUCUCCACCCUGCAUGCCCAACCCAGGCGGGUCCAUCUGCAUGGCUACUGCGCAUGUAUCAAGCAUCUGCCCCUCGCCCCCUCGCCAUUGUGUUUGCUCAGGACAUUUUCCGCAGUGGGCUGUUGAACGCAGGUACUGACUUUGCAGUGUAUCAGGCCAAGGGGGGGCUGUCCGGGCUCGACUUUGUGUUCAUGAAGAACAGUGCUGUCUACCACACCAAGUUUGACGCUCUGCCUCUGCUGGAACCGGGCUCCCUGCAGCAUCUGGGAGACAACCUGCUGCCGUUCCUGCUCGCCAUCGCCCGCUCGCCCCUGCUCGCGCUGCAGCCGUGCCACCCCGCGCCCUGGCACCAGGGCGGUGGGCGCGCUGAUGGGCUGGGCGAGGCGAGAGAUGAGCGGGGGAGCGGGGAGAGGGGAGUGGGAGGAGGAGGAGGUGGUGGUGGGGGAGAGGGGGGAGCGGUGAAGUUCAAGCCGACUCUGCUCUCCCUCCUCGCCCACCCUGCCGCACACCACGCCACCACCAGAGCACCGUCCGUGCUCCCCCAAGCACUGCUCUCAGCACCGUCCGUGCUGGGCGCGGUGCUGUGCUGCUGUGUGCCCGUUGCCCUCUCUGCCAACAUCCUCCUCGCCUUCCCUCAGUUCGUCCUCGGCGCCCUCCACAGAGCUGACAUCCUUCCUACUUUCUUUCAACCCUUUCCUGCUCAUGCCCUUGGCAACUCCACAUGCUCCUCUCAACCACCCCUCCUCUCCCCUGUACCCGUCUUCUUCCUCAUCCCCCUUUUCGUCCAUCCCUUCUCUCCCCUCCCCUUCCCCGUACCUCCCCUUUCUUUUGUAGAAGGUCUGGAUCCACUUUUGUUACGUCUUGAAUAUCUUUCUUGUUUCCUUCCCAUCCGCUUCCCUGUGCUCCUGCUUGUCCGCUUCCCUGUCCCCCUGCUUGUCCCCCUUACUUUCCCCUUCCCCAUCUGCUUCCCCGUCUCCUUCCCUGUCUUACCCCUCUCUAGGAGCCCGGGAGCUCUGCCCCUGAGCCCCGGGACUCUGCCCCUGUGGGCGUGCAACGUGGUGGCAGCACUCGUGGUGGCGGUCUUUGUGUGCCUCACGCUCUCACUGCUGCUGCCCUCCGCUCACAAGCACGGGGCGUCUCUCCUCCUGUGCCCUGCCCUUGUGCUCGUCUGUGGUGUCUCUAUCGCAUGCCUCUACGCAUACCAACCACCUGCGUUCACCGCACACAACCCAAGGGCUGUAUUGCUUCUGGACACAUGUCAAGCUGCCACUCGCUGCACAUCUCAACAACUCUCCGGAAACCACACUCCCUCCAUGCUCCCCCCCCCCGCAUCCUGCCACCCAACCUCUCCUGCACUUCCCCACUCCUCUGCCUCCUCGUCCUCUCACCCCUCUGGCCUCGCACAAAACCCCCUCUGCUCACUCAUCAUCUCGCCUCUCUCCCCCGGGCCGUUUACUCGAGAGGCAGAAGCCAUCAGUGCCCGCACAGGCCUUCCCCUCCACUGCACCCACAACACCUCGCCCACCAGCAACAACUCCUACGACACCACCGGCAGCAGCAGCGGCGGUGGAGGCGCUGGCAGUGGCGGUGGUGGCAGCAGUGCGAGUGGCAGCAGCAUAUGGCCGUCGUUGGACUUUGGAGGCGUUUUCAGUGUGAAGUCUGGGUGCUAUGGUGACAGGCGGGGCGUAGGAAAGGGGCAUGGGAAAGAGGUAGUGAUAGACCACCACCCUGCAUCCAUUGCACUCAGUCUCCCUCUGUCUGGCUCUAUCACCAACACCAUGUGCAGUGGCAGCAGUACAGAGUCUGGUUGCCGUUGCCAAGAGACGGCUGACAUGCAUGGAGCAGCCAUUAUCAGUGCCAGCAUUAGGAAGGUUGGAACGGGAGAUGAGGAGGAGAGAGGGGUGCAUUUGGAACCGGAGCAGCAGGGCGGACAAAGGGAGCAGGGGGGGCAGCAGCAGCAGCAGCAGGGGCGGGAGCAGGAGCAGCUACGGUGCCUGGCUGUGUGUGCAGUUUGCAGCGACUCCGGGUGGGUGGAGCAAGAAGGGGAAAGGGGACACAGGGCGGCCCAAGGUGAUGGGGACGGGCGACACGAGGCGAUGGAGGAAAACAGGGACCGACCUGGCAGCUCUAUCGGUGGCAGUGGCAGCAGCGGUGCGAGGGAGGGAGUUGACGCUCAGUCUGACACAUCUCAGCUGGACUCACCUGCACUGCCGCAUCCCAUGGUGCAUGUGGUGCUGAUAUCCGUGCGUCCCAUCGUGCGCCGCUUCCAUGUGGCCAUCAACCACUCGCGUGUGGCCGCCUUCUCCCUCUGGCGCCCCACUUCUCCUCAGAACCAUGCACUGCUUCCGCUGGUGCCUACACGGCACCUCUCACUUCCAGCUAACUCCACCCCUCUCCACUACCUCACGUGGAAGGCCGGCUUGCCUUCGCAACAGUCGGGAAAGAGCUCUUUUGCGAAUCGUUUGAAGCUGCGUCCCACUGCCCUGCUUGUGCUCCACAUGCGGGACAGAGUUGCGGGAAAUUCACAAGGCCAGGGAUAUGAAAAUUCCAGGAAGCCACUGGUGACUGUGAGAGGAGACGUGAGCCUCGAUGAUGGGGAUGCUCACGAAGUGGAGAGCUCUGGUGGAGUUGAAUGGAGUUUGAAAAGGGUUGUCGAUUCCAUGCCUCCAUACGUGAGCAUACUCUCUCCUUCUGACAUAUCAUUUUGCACGUCGGCCAUGGCUGCUGGAAACUCGUUAGUGACUCCUGUGCUGGAGAAGUUUGCGAAGCUGAAGGACGAGGAAGGGGAGUAUCUCACCGUCAACUUCCUCGACAUUUGUCGUCUGAUCCUGCCCAUCGUAGAUAAAUUCGGGACCGCGAUGUCUAUCAUAAAGACCGACAUAAGUGGAAACAUCUCGCGGUUGCAAAAGGCCUAUGAUGGUGACAAGGAGAGCUACACCAGGUUGUACGAGCUGGUUCGAAAGGAGGUCGCCACAGGCAAGCCCUUGGACCCAAAUGGGAACACAAGUGGACUUUUCUGGCUCACACGGUAA